Messenger RNA from Aspergillus costaricaensis CBS 115574, 693 nucleotides. RefSeq lists its product as uncharacterized. The coding region runs from base 1 to 693 and encodes 230 amino acids. NCBI's taxonomy places the organism in Eukaryota, Fungi, Ascomycota, Eurotiomycetes, Eurotiales, Aspergillaceae. The transcript is spliced from 3 exons. The record is from RefSeq and is a predicted model, not a curated record.
AUGAAGACUGCGUACCCUGAAUUGGGAAUGCUGGGGGGUGGGGGGCGGAACUCAUCGAGCAACUUUGAUCGCGCGUCCGCUGCGUACCUAUGGCUUGCCGACACCGAACCGACGACCAGAGGAAGCUGGGAGUCGAAUCGCGUAACUUCAGCGUCUAUUCGAAGUGGCGAUGUUAUCACCUUCACGACAAACGAUCCCGAAAAACUAACCCUCCCCUCGGUUGAUAUUUUAUGGAUGCAGUGGAACUUGACCAGGGCGUUGGCUCUAUGUGGUGCUGGAGAAGCGCCUGAAGACUUGUACACUGAUCAUAACAAAGUGGAAGGAAAAGAAGACGUCCUGGUACGACAAGAAGAGGAGGACGAGGAGAAUGAGAGGGUUCAGGAAGAAGGAGAUUUCGUAGAGGUUCUACCUUGCGGCACUACGCCUAGACAAACUCGCCGGGCUGGGGAGAAUCGCUCGCCUAGGGAUGUUAAACAUAACGGAGCAAGGGCUGGCACUCCGUCCGCGAACAAAUGUGCAGUAGUUUACUUUCUCGGUUGCUCCAUUGCAUUUUCAAUCCUGGAAGAACGUACCCCUGCUAUACGCGAGCUUGGAUUCUCCUCAACGCUUGCACUACUAGAGGUGUACUUAGGCUUAAAUGGAUGGUUGUGGUACUACGUCAAGCAUUAUGCCGCCCGUGCGAGGUCUCUUUAA